This is a messenger RNA of Cladophialophora immunda, 2310 nucleotides long. RefSeq lists its product as uncharacterized. Gene Ontology annotation, biological process: carotene catabolic process. NCBI's taxonomy places the organism in Eukaryota, Fungi, Ascomycota, Eurotiomycetes, Chaetothyriales, Herpotrichiellaceae. The transcript has 2 exons. Gene Ontology annotation, molecular function: carotenoid dioxygenase activity. Bases 497 to 2200 code for a protein of 567 amino acids. The record is from RefSeq and is a predicted model, not a curated record.
AAGGCUUUGCCAAAACAGCUCUCUCCCUCAGUUUGUGGUACUGUAAGCCGGUCAUUUGAUCGAGUCUGCUUAACACGUAACAACGGUUCAGAUCCACCCCAUUGGUAAAUUAAACAGCCUGGACUUUGAGUCUGGGGAGCAUCACAUUUGUCGCAGCCUGUAGGGCGGUAAGAGUUCUACCGUCAGGGCCGAAGCAGAGUCUCGAGAUGCACCCUCACUGAAUUCUCAAAAUUAGUGGCCUGAGUCGUCGCAACAAAGCCUCGGUGGUUAUAGAUCCGAAAGUUGAGGGCCAGCCUGCUGCCCAUUGCAGGUUCCACAAAUGACAUCGGGAGGAUCCUUUUGUACCAUGAUGUCUUCGUUUCCAGAUGGAUGAUCUUUAAAGGGAUGUCCUCCUGGACUGGACCUGUCUUCACGGAUGUCUUUAUAGGUGCCUGUCUCUCAAGGUCGGUGGGAGAGACCGUCACACUACCUCGACGAGACCGGCGAUCUUGACGCCAUGGCGCACAUAUUUGACAUAGCAGGAGCCAUCAGGGAUACUUCAGGCCUUUACAAAGACGGGGUCAAGAUCGAUCCGAACCGCGUCAAGUUCCCCUCGACCGACGUCUUUCAUGGCAUCAACAAAGCCUCUCGCAUCGAAGGCGACAUCUUCGAUCUCGAAGUCACGGGAAGCAUCCCGCCCGAGAUAGACGGCACCUUCUUUCGCGUCCAGCCGGAUCACCGCUACCCCCCAAUCUACGAGGAUGACAUCCAUUUCAACGGCGACGGAAACGUAACGGCCAUCCGCAUCUCGCACGGCCACGCCCACUUCAAACAGCGCUAUGUCCACACGGAGCGGUAUCGGCAUGAGACCGCGGCCGGCCGAGCGCUUUUUGGCAGAUACCGCAACCCCUACACGGACAAUGAAGUGGUCAAAGGGGUCAUUCGCACCGCGGCGAACACGAACGUGUUUUUCUGGCGCGGCAUGCUGCUGGCGACAAAGGAGGACGGACCUGCAUAUGCUAUGGACCCCGAGACACUGGAUACGAUCGGCCGAUACGAUUUCGAGGGCCAAGUUCUGUCGCCCACGUUCACGGCCCACCCGAAGUUCGACCCCGUGACGGGCGAAAUGGUAUGCUACGGCUACGAAGCGGGCGGGAACGGCAACGAUGGAUCCUGCGAUAUAGUCGUCUACACCAUCAGCCCGGACGGAUUCAAGACGGAGGAAGCUUGGUACAAAGCGCCAUUCUGCGGCAUCAUUCACGACUGCGGCAUCUCGGAGAAUUACCUCGUCCUCCCCAUGACACCUUUGAAAUGCGACGCCGAAAGAUUGAAGAACGGAGAGAACCACUGGGCAUGGGACCCCGAAGAGGAUCAGAUGUAUGGCAUAGUGCCUCGUCGUGGUGGUAAGCCUGAGGAUAUUAUUUGGCUGCGAUCGCGGAACGCGUUCCAAGGCCACACUGCCGGGUGCUACGAGGACGAGAAUGGCCAGAUUGUCUUCGACCUGACUGUCGCCGACGGCAAUGUCUUCUUCUUCUUCCCUCCCGUCGACAAGCCGGUGACGAUUCCGAAGCUCAUCAACAAGACCACGCGCUGGAUCUUCGACCCAAAGGCCAAGAGCGGCUCGUCCGUGGAACCGUUUGAGGAGCUCGACACGCUCCCGGGGGAGUUUUCCCGCAUCGACGACCGCCUCGUGACCCAGAAAUACAACCACUUCUGGCAGUGCCUCAUCGACCCGAGCCGGCCAUAUGACGCGGAGCUCUGCGGCGUCCCUGUCGGCGGGCUGUUCAACUGUCUCGGGCAUUUCACCUGGAAGGACAAGGGCUUCAGCGACGUCUUCUACGCCGGCCCCACGUGUACGUUCCAAGAGCCGACAUACAUCCCGAAGCGAGGAGGCGAGGAAGGAGAGGGGUGGAUCAUCGCGCUGCUGAACCAUCUGGACGUGUUACGGAACGACAUUGUGAUCUUCGCCUCGAAUAAUUUGGCUGCGGGCCCGCUUGCCAUCGUUCAUUUGCCAUUUGCGCUGAAGCUCGGUUUGCACGGUAACUGGGUUGAUCAGAGCGAGAUCCAGGCCUGGCGAGAACGUAGGGGUGCCGAUGGGGAUCUGGGACCGGUGAAGGCGGCGGACCGGCCUCUCCCGUGGCAAUUGAAGGAGGCUGCAGGUACGAAUGGGCAUGGAGCUACCGAGUCAAAUGGGCAGGUGAACGGGCUGAACGGGCAUUGAGUGAUCCUCGGACGAGAUUAAUGUAUCGUACUACCUGACGUGAGGAUGUCAGACAUAGGCGUUCGAAAGAACCACAAGAAGAAAACAGUUCUUACCAAGGGCUACCGUCG